Messenger RNA from Pelobates fuscus (common spadefoot toad), 2931 nucleotides. RefSeq names its product calcium-activated chloride channel regulator 1-like. Gene Ontology annotation, cellular component: plasma membrane. Gene Ontology annotation, biological process: chloride transport. The coding region runs from base 160 to 2907 and encodes 915 amino acids. Gene Ontology annotation, molecular function: intracellularly calcium-gated chloride channel activity. Lineage: Eukaryota; Metazoa; Chordata; Amphibia; Anura; Pelobatidae. The transcript is spliced from 15 exons. The record is from RefSeq and is a predicted model, not a curated record.
AGCUAUAAAUACAGAAUUUCACAUCCUUAGAGUAAAAUCAGUCAGUCCCUCAGGAAGCGUUUGUAAGACAAGACUCCAAGGCACAAUUUUAAGGGUAUCACUUACUUGGAUAAACAUAAAUUUCCACCAAAAACAACUGCAAAGUGAACGUCAGAUAUAAUGGAAGUUCUACGCAUAUUUGCAUUUAUCUCCAUGCUUCAUCUUGUACAUUUAGCACAGCAAUCUAUGGUGCAGUUGAAAAAUAAUGGAUAUGAAGAUAUUGUCUUUGCAAUUAAUCCCAACAUACCUGAGAACCCUAAGAUCAUUGAUAAAAUUAAAAGUAUGCUCACAGAUGCCUCUACUUACAUGCUUCAAGCUACAAAAAAUAAACUUUUUAUAAGAAGUGUAAAAAUUUUAAUUCCCAAUACAUGGAAAACAAAUAGCAGUUAUGGACGGCCCAAAACAGAAUCAUUUGAUAAGGCAGAUGUUAUCAUUGCUGAUCCAUUUCUACAGGGAGAUGAUCCAUACACUUUGCAAUAUGGUGGUUGCGGUGAAAAAGGAAAAUACAUCCAUCUAACUCCCAACUUCCUGCUGAAUGAUAGACUCUUACGUAUAUAUGGACCUAGAGGAAGAAUAUUUGUCCACGAAUGGGCUCACCUUCGAUGGGGUGUUUUUGAUGAAUAUAACCAUGAUCAACCUUACUAUCUUUCUGGACAACGUAAGGUGGAGGCUACGAGGUGUCCAUCAAGUAUCAACGGUCUAAAUAAAGUUGAUUUGUGCUUUGGAACAAAAUGUGAGAAGGUUGACUGUGAGUACGACAGCAGUACUGGCCUUUACGAAGAGGGAUGCUUGUUUUACCCAAACAUAGAACAAUCUGUGAAAGAAUCAAUAAUGUUUGCUCAAGGACUUGACCCAAUCCAUGAGUUCUGUGAUAAGGACAAUCACAAUUCAGAAGCGCCCAACCAACAAAAUAAAUUGUGCAAUCAACAAAGUACAUGGGAAGUGAUCAUGAAAUCUCCUGACAUGACAUCCACCACUCCAUUAACUAACACCAACAUCCCACCUCCUGUUAUCUCUUUUCUUCAAUACAGGGCCAGAGUAGUUACUUUGGUUCUUGACAUCUCAGGAAGUAUGGGUGGAUUUAAUCGAAUCAGUAGGAUGUAUCAAGCCUCAGAAGUGUACAUUAUGCAAAUUGUAGAAACAGGUGCUUAUCUUGGAAUAGUUGUGUUCUCGAGUGGUGCAGAAAUCAAGUCGGAACUUGUUAAAAUAACUGAUACUAUCCAGCGUGAACAACUGAAAACACUUCUUCCAAAAGUGGCUACUGGGGGUACCAAUAUUUGUUCCGGAGUGCACAGUGGUUUUGAGGUAAACAAAAAGCUUGAUGGAGCCACAUAUGGUACAGAAAUUGUGCUAUUAACAGAUGGUGAAGACAGUGGAAUUAGUUCUUGUUUUCCAGAGGUAGAGGCCAGUGGAGCAGUAAUUCACACCAUUGCUCUAGGUCCCAGUGCAGACAAAGCAUUAGAGCAGCUAGCAACAAUGACAGGUGGAUUAAAGCUUUAUGCAUCAGAUAGCAUUGAUGCAAAUGGUUUGAUUGACGCUUUCAGUGGGAUUGUAUCAAGCACCGGAGAUGUCACACAACAAUCUGUUCAGGUUGAGAGUACAACUCUACGUGUUCAAUCUUCACAGUGUUUGGAUGGAACAGUGUCCAUUGACAAUACUCUAGGCAAUGAUACAUUCUUUUUGGUCACAUGGGAUGCUUUAAUCCCCAAUAUUCUGUUAAGUGAUCCCAAUGGAAAACGAUAUGUAACUGUUCAGUUUGUGAGUGACCAGUUUUCCAAAUCUGCACGUCUCACGAUUCCAGGCACAGCAGAGAUAGGUGCAUGGGUAUACAGUUUGUGUAACACUCAUUCAGCAGAACAAGUGCUGGGUAUAACGGUGAACUCCAGAGCAGCUGAUGGAAAAGAGCCCCCUAUUGUGGCUGAGGCAUAUAUGAAUGCAGACUCUGCCAGUUACCCAAGCCCAUUGGUUGUGUAUGCCAUUGUAACAAAAGGCCUUUCUCCAGUUCUUGGUGUCUCUGUGACAGCUGUUAUCGAAGCACAGGAUGGAAAAACUACAACUUUAGAUCUUUUGGACAACGGAGCAGGUGCAGAUAUUCUCAAGAAUGAUGGCAUCUAUUCGAAGUACUUUAUGUCAUAUACUGGCAAUGGCAGAUACAACUUGAGAGUCCGUGUUGGGAGCAAUUCAGAUAAGAGCAAAUUAGCUGCUCCAAAAAACCGUGCCUUAUACAUGGCUGGCUUUGUUGUAAAUGGCACUAUAGAAAGUAACCCACCAAGACCAAAGCCUAGCAUUGACAACCUUAACUUGGGAAAUUUCAGUAGAACCGUAUCUGGUGGUGCCUUCGUAGUAUCUAAUGUACCUUCAGGCCCCCUACCAGAUCUCUAUAAACCUAAUAAAAUUACUGAUCUGGGUGCUGUCAUUCAAGGAACCCAAGUUAUUCUGAAGUGGACAGCAACUGGUGAUGACUUGGACCAGGGAAAUGCUACAAGAUAUGAUUUAAGAAUGAGCCUGUCCUCUGAAGAGCUGGUGAACAACUUUGUGAAUGCAACUGCUGUAAACAUCUCCUAUAUCACACCCAAGCCAGCAGGAUCCCAUGAAAUGUUUACUUUCAAACCAGAGAACAUCACUAUAUCCAACGGCACCAUCAUUUACUUUGCAUUGAUCGCUUUUGAUGAAAUCAAUCAUUCUUCUGACAUCUCUAACUUAGCAAGGGCAGUGUUGUUUUUGCCUCCACCACCGAAACCAAAGCCAGCACCAACGCCAACAUCAAAGCCCAAUUCAGCUGUUGUCAUUUCUGGGAAAAUGAGCACAAUAUUUGUAUUUAUUUCUUCAUUGAUGGCUUCUUCAGUAAUGGUUGCUAUUUUUGUUUAAACACUGGGGACUAAACUGGAAAAA